Molecule: messenger RNA, 2222 nt
Organism: Sitodiplosis mosellana (orange wheat blossom midge)
Lineage: Eukaryota; Metazoa; Arthropoda; Insecta; Diptera; Cecidomyiidae
Exons: 7
Coding region: 371-1903 (510 amino acids)
Biological process (GO): proteolysis
Molecular function (GO): serine-type endopeptidase activity
Source: RefSeq, a predicted model, not a curated record
CAAAUGUCCUGCAAUAAAAUCUUUGCUCUGAUUAUACACGGAGCAAGCCAACCUAAAGGGUCGAACAACUUUGCCACUUCAGACAAAAUUUUCCUUUUUGUCCAAUUCACAGCUUGUAUGGUCUCAGAUGGUUUGAACACAAAAACAUCGGAACUCGGUUGCCAAGAAAUACCUAAAGUUUUUAAAGUUGAAUCGAUAGUGGCUCUUUGUCUACACAAUCAACAUUCGCAAGCUGCACGUGUCGGCUAUUGGUAGAUGAAUGGUUUAAAAGAGGCGCCACCGCAUAGUGGAGACCAAACGAAUUCGAAGUAUCUCUUCUCAAAUUAUCAUUGUGCAACAGGUUAAAACUCUGUUUCGUUGGCAAAUUAAAAUGAAUCUACUACACGGUUUGUUUUUGGUGCUAUUCGUCGUUGAAUUUUCGGAACUUCAAGGAAAUUAUGGCUUUUUCUCGCAAGCUCUUCUCAAGGGCGAAGUAAUUGAAAACAUGUCACAGGCAAAGUUUGUAGCUGGAAUCUAUGCCCCUACAAAAUAUUUAUAUCUAUUCAAAGACAAGUCAACUGAUGCUUAUAGAGCAAUGCUGUCCGAAUGUACCGCAUUUAUUCUGUCAAAAACGGAAAUUAUCACGAAUGCCCAUUGUGUGGCUGGCGCCCCAUAUAUUUAUGUGGUAGUUGGUACGAAAGUUGCAUUGGAAAAAAACCUAAUCAAAGUCGAAAAAGAGAACAUUGCAUAUCACCCUUAUUAUAGUCAUUUACUUGUUGGUGCAUUUGAUAUUGCCAAAAUUACACUGAAAACGCCGUUAGAAUUCAGCGAUACCGUUGGCAGUAUUGAACUCGUGGACAAGGAUUACAAAUUGAAUGACCCAUCAGAAGUGGUCACUGUCUAUGGGUAUGGCGUGUUGAAUUCACCAAUGAUAUUGAGGCGUUGCGAUGCGAACUAUAUAUAUGAUGUCGAACGGGCCAACACAUUCAACCCAGUUGAGACUUUGUACUUUACCACUGGCGAAGCUACGAACGAUGGCGAAAUUAUUACACCUGGCGAUUCGGGUGGACCAGUCGUUUCAAAAACAAAUGGCAAAAUCGUGGGCAUAACUAUGGCUAGAAAUGGAACAACAGGUGGCCGCGGAAUGUUCCUCCCAAUUACGUCAUUCCUUGAUUUUAUCCAUGAUCCAAAGAGCGUGAAACCACUUCCACCUCCGCUUACACCAAACGAAGCCAAAUUCUUAGCCGAUAUAUCGGUACCGGGGAAAUUUCUCACCCUCACCAAGAAAGCAUAUGCCAACACCGACGAAGAUUAUCGAAUAUACUCUAAUGCAAUCAUUUUGUCGGAAACCGAGAUUUUGACCUGUGCACAUAAUGUACACGGCGCCCCAUAUGUCUAUGUAAUAGUUAAUAAACUAUCAAGCAAUCCGAUAAAAAUCAAAGUCACCGAAGACCAAAUAGAAAUUCAUGAGAAAUACGCAUUGUCUGGAUUCACAUUUGACGUUGCCAAGAUUACACUUAAAGAACGGUUGGAGUUCAACAACAACGUCGGCAGCAUCGAUUUGGUGGACAAAGAUUACAAAUUGAAUGACCCGUCUGAAAUAGUCUCUGUCUAUGGUGAUAUGACAUUGGAUGGAACAAUAGGAACGAGGCGUAAUGAUAUAAAGUAUUUGGACGGCGCCAAAUGCAAAUCGAAAUGUGGCGCUGUAUUUGAUGCAAAUCAUUUGAUGUGUUACACUUUAGAUGAAAGCAUGGGAACUCCCUUUACGUUCGGAGGACCAAUGGUUUCGAAAAAGAAUAACAAACUCGUGGGCAUGACCAUAGUUCGUUAUCCUGAUGAACCGGUUAUUUUUCAACCGAUUGCACCGUUGCUCGAUUGGAUCCGGAAGCCAAGGGUAGGACGUAAUCAAAGAAGAAGAAUAUAGGCUUGAAAAUAGGGGUUUCAGGCUCCUGAAAAAGCUGAAUACCGUCUCUUUUUUUGCCCCUGUCAUUUGAUGUUCAACAAAAGAACCGAAUAAAUUUGAAAAUUUGAGAAAAAUGCAUUUUAGUUUUCAUUCGCCCAUGCGCAGUUACGUGAUUAUCUGCACGUAAGUGUGAGCGAGAUAGCAUGAGUUUUGGGUAUCCCAGUGAAUAGGUACUACGGAACUGGUGAAAUGAUGGCUCGGUUUUAUUCAUAGCGUUUUGGAGGCGAUGGACACAUUAUUUUUGCCGAAUUCUGCUCGGAAAUGCGAGUUCUGGCCAUGU